Molecule: messenger RNA, 1364 nt
Organism: Pieris brassicae (large cabbage white)
Lineage: Eukaryota; Metazoa; Arthropoda; Insecta; Lepidoptera; Pieridae
Exons: 4
Coding region: 1-1218 (405 amino acids)
Biological process (GO): detection of chemical stimulus involved in sensory perception of smell; sensory perception of smell
Cellular component (GO): plasma membrane
Molecular function (GO): odorant binding; olfactory receptor activity
Source: RefSeq, a predicted model, not a curated record
AUGGAGAAAUUUCGUCAAUUUAAUUUAAAUUAUUGCGAUUUAAAUACAAUGCUGGAAAAUCUGGAUUUUCUUUUAAGAAUCUCUAAUGUUAAAAUUAAUAAGAACAAUGAUCAACCUAUAGACAAAAUAUUUAUAAUUAUAUGGUUCCUGGGCAUUAUUUGCUACUACUACGCGUAUGUUGUCUCAUUGGUUUGGUUUGUCGUGGUCAAGUAUCCGGUGACAGGGGAUUUUAACACCCCAUGCAUAUUGUUCUCAAUAUUGGCGUGCAGCCAUCUCUCAUUCGUCACCAUGUUUCACAUCAUGAUUUAUAAGGAAAAGCUUCAAAACCUCAUACAAAGGUGUCUAGACUUCAACAAAAUAGUAAAGCCCGGGACAAUGUUUUCGAAAAACCUUCACGAUCAGCUAAGGUACAUAAAGAAACGUGCAUCAAUUGUUUGGGUCGCUAUGUUCAUGAACGCAGUAUUUUACGCGGUACUCCCAUUGGCCAUUCCGGGGCGACAUCUACCAGAGGACAAACAAGUAAUAUAUGGUCUGGAUCCAAUCUUCGAAUCACCAAAUUACGAAAUUGCAUUCGUUAUACUGAGCUUUGGAAUUUAUAUUUGUGGACUUUUCUUUGCGAAUGUCACAGCCCUCACUUUGGUGAUACUCGGCUACGUCGAGGCUCAAUUGUUAGCUCUCACUACAGAGCUACAAAACUUGUGGGAAUACGCCGAAAUAUUUUACGAAACACACACUUUGACCAACCAAAAUCACAGCACAAAGAAUAAAAUCAAGAACAUUUUUAUCAACGAAUGCUUGAAGGAAAUCGCGCUUUUUCAUAUACUAAACAUAAACAUUAUAAGAAACUUCGAGGAUAUAUUUCGGGGCACAAAAGCUGUUGCACUUAUAUCCACAAUAUUGGCAAUUAUAAGUGAAUUAUUGGGAGGAAUCGAAACCACAUAUCUACAAAUAACAUACACGCUUGUAGUGGUAUUUACGGAAACAUACGCGGGCCAAAAACUUAUCGAUGCCUCGAUUAUAUUCGAAAAAGGCGUUUAUAGUUGCAAUUGGGAAAAUUUCGAUUCAAACAACAUGAAAAUUAUUGCGACAAUUCUGCCGAGCGCUCAGAAAACGUUGAAUAUUACUGCUGGUGGAGUGACGGUCCUAGAUUACUGUUGCUUUUUGUCUGUUAUAAAAUUUAGUUAUUCCGUGUAUAAUACACUACGUUUGCAGGUUUGAAAUAUCUAUUUACUAGAAACGUCGCUUAUUAAUUAACACGAGGUGUCUCGUACGCUGGGGCCCAAGGCUGUAUAUUUUUCACACUUUCGCUGUUUUUUUUAGUUUUUUACCUAAACUAUCGGAGUUACGCCCAGAGGAGGUAUAAC